CAGAAGCCGGCGGGCAGUGUGUGUCGGGCGCGCGUCGGUGGAUCUCGUCUGCAGCCACGUGGUUCCGUCUGUUGAUCCUUUUUUGUCCGCGCUCGCCUUCUCGGUGCCCGGGUAGGGCAGUAGCUGUCAGAUGGUAUAAACGGUCGCAGAUGAUUUCCUCCUGCUGUGUACGAGUUGUGUGAUUGUGGAUCGUGUGGAAUAAAUUGCGAUUAGACACUGCGUUUUUGCCGCCAAAAUGACUUUGAAGAACGAUCGCGUUGCUGCGUCCGAGAAGGACGCCCUCCGCGGGGGCGAAGCGUCGAAAAGUGAAGGGGUGAAGCUAAAGAAGGAGCUGGGCUUGUUGGACGGUGUCGCGAUCAUUGUUGGGGUGAUUAUUGGAGCCGGUAUUUUCGUGUCGCCCAAAGGAGUUUUGCUGAAUUCAGGCUCUGUAGGACUUUCCCUUAUCAUUUGGGUGUUGUCAGGUCUCCUUUCUACCAUCGGCGCACUGUGUUAUGCAGAACUAGGUUUACUUACAGUCAUCAAUUGUUACAACGUUAAAUGGGCAACACGAGUACAAGAUAUAUUUACUGGGACCAAGAUUUUGGCUCUUAUCAUUAUAAUUAUUGCUGGAUUGUAUGCAUUAUUUGCUUAUGGAUCACCGAACUUUGAUCGUCCUAUGUCUGGUUCUACUGUAGAACCUGGAUAUAUUGCAUUGGCAUUUUAUUCCGGACUUUUCUCUUAUUCGGGAUGGAACUACUUGAAUUUUGUUACAGAAGAACUGAAAGAUCCUUACAGAAAUCUUCCAAGGGCAAUUUGGAUCUCUAUGCCAACUGUCACUAUCAUAUAUGUUCUGGCAAAUAUUGCCUAUGUAGCAGUUCUGUCUCAGGAUGAAUUGUUAUCAUCUAGUGCUGUUGCUGUGACCUUUGGAGAGAAAAUGCUUGGUGUCAUGUCAUGGAUAAUGCCAUUCUCUGUUGCUUGUUCAACCUUUGGUGCUUUGAAUGGUGCAAUUUUUGCUUCUUCUCGUCUAUUUUUUGUUGGUGCUCGUCAGGGUCAUCUUCCCCAAGCAAUUGCACUUAUUAACGUGAAAAGAUUUACUCCUAUUCCAUCAUUAGUGUUUUUGUGUAUAAUAACAUUGGUGCUGCUUAUCAUCAAAGAUGUUUAUGUAUUGAUAAAUUACUUGAGUUUUGUUGAGGGACUGUUUACAACCUUUUCUGUAUCUGGUCUUUUGUGGCUUCGAUUCAGAAAACCUGAUAUGGAAAGACCGAUCAAGAUCAAUAUUAUCUUCCCAAUAAUUUUCUUCAUAAUAUGUUUGUUCCUGGUUACUUUCCCAUGUUACGUUAGUCCAUGGGAAGUCAGUGUUGGCCUGAUAAUGAUUGUAUCAGGAAUUCCUAUGUAUUUCAUAUUUAUAUAUUGGCAAAAUAAACCCCGGUGGAUAGAGAAAGCUUCAGAAACUCUCAACCUUUUGUGUGCUAGAACGUUUAUGUGUGUUUUAGAAGAUCAACCUGCUGCAUAAAUGCCAAGAGAGAUAGGGAAUAACUUCUAAUAAUAAGUUUUAUCUGCAACAUACUCAAUAUGUAAAUUCUCUUGCAUUGCUCUAUGCAGAACAGUGUACAUAUUGUGAGCAUGUGAGCUGUUUUCUACUCUUGUUCCUGAGAGUGUUUAUGAACUUUUUAUUGUAAUAGUGCACAUUUUUUAUGCACAGUUGUUGAAUGAUCUGUAUGAGAGAUAGUGAGUCUCAGUGUUUAUUCCAUGAAUCUGUGAAAAUAGUUUGUAAUUUCUACAUUUUAAUUUGUAUUGAUAUGAUGCAUUCCACUUUACACUUUCUAAGCUAUUUUCGUAUUGCAAUUGUGGAUUUAUUUCCAUCCAAGUAAAUAAUCAAAUUGUUUCAAGGAGAAAAGGAAAUUGCAGGGUAAAUUAAACAUAAGCAAUAUGAGUAUUCUCAGCCUUGUACUUCUUAAUUCUACCACAAUGAAAUUUUAGUUGUAUUGUCUAUUCAAAGAGAAUCUAUUUAUUACUUUUCUUUUUCAUUAAUACAUGAAAGUUUAAAAGAGAAUGUUCAGUUGUUUGCCUUUUUAUAGUAGAAAAAACAUUUGUAUAGACAAAAUAAAUUCAAAUCAUUUAAUGAAAUUUCAAAGAUUUUGAAAUUGUAAGUUAAAUUAAUCUUUUCUUUACAAUUGCUACAUAUUGUUUUAAAUUUAUUCAUGUUGGGAUUAAUAUCUUUGAUUUGACUGUUAUGUAAAAAUAACUAAUGUUUUCAAAAAAAGGACUGUUACAAUUAAUAUCAGGGCAAGAUUUAUAUUUUGGGACACUUAAAGCUCACCUACUCGUAUAAAAAUUGAUGACUUCAUACAUUUAUGAAAUAUAUGAAAUCAAAACUAUCAACAAUGGAUCAAAUAAUAAAAUUUGUUCAUAUUUCCUACAUUGGUAAAAGUAAUAAAAUUAAAAAUUGAAUUGAAAUUUAACGUAAGAAUAUAAUUUGGAAGUACACAAAACAUGUUGUGAUAGAUGUGUGUGUGAUGCCAAGUUCUUUCAAUUUCCUGACAGGACCCAUUUACUUUUACGUCUUCCUUGUUGUUCUUUACUAUACAAAUUUAAUUCCAUAAAUGUAACUUGCCCAUGUUUUAAAUAGCGAAAAGAGAAGAUAUCUAUUUGAAUGAAGUGAUCAUUAGCACUGAAUGAUCCAGAAAUGAUUAAUAUUUUUUAUGGAAAAAAUGUCCUUGUGGAUAAAUUAGGCAAUAUUCAAUACUUAAUUCAUUAUUAGUCAAGAUUCAUUAUUUAAUAUUUUUAUUUAUCAAUAUAUUUAUUUAUUGGUGAUGAGCAAAAAAAUUGAAUCAGCUGAAAUAGACGUAGACUAAUAGAACUUCAAGGUCAUCCAUAAAAUAAUACCUGUUUAAAGUUAGACAAUUAGUUAAAUUACAUUACAAUGCAAGAAAACUUGUCUCUCUGUUUCUUUAUUUAAAAAACUGUAUUUGACGUAAAAGUAAUUCAUAGCAUACAUUUUGUAAUAUAUAAGCAUUAAUCCUGUAUAUUUCAUUUUCCUUAUUUUUUAAUAUUCAUGUAUUGAAAAAUUUGGCAUCAUUAUCUGGUGGGCAAUGAGCCUGAAUAUAAAUCCAGCUUAGUGAAGAAAGAUUGUAACAAUAUUGUUCUUAAAAUAUUGCCUUUGGUAAAAGGAACGUGUACAUUUUAUUGUGAAAUUGUUAUCUUCCAAAUAAGAAAUUUGCUCAAAAUGUAUGAAGAGAAAUAUUUCAUUUCUUUAACAAUUAUUAAAAAUAUAUGUCAAAUGCAUUACUGUUUUUAUAUCUCUAUAAAAUUAUUCAUUGUAAUUAAAAUACCCUUUUUAUAAUGUCAAGAAAUGUGAAACAGGGAUUCAGGUACUGAGUGAUAGUCCACAAAAGUCUGCAAUAAAUCAACACAUUUGUAUGGAAUUUAAAGUAUUGCAUUUUUCAUUGACCAUAUCAAAUAAUUGUUUAUUUUGUGUUCACAAAUGGGGAAUUGGAAAGAAACAAUCAAUUGGAUAAAAUAAGAAGGAUGUGGAAGAAAAUAUUGGAAAAUGUAAUAGAAACAGCUUAAUAAUGGAAAGGCUUUGUGGACAUAUGAGAAAAGAAAUUGUUAUGAGAAUUGGUAACAUUGCACCAAAAGUAAUGUUGAAGUACAGUGCAGAAGUUUGAAUACUGGGAGCAAAGAAAACCAAGAGUACGGAAGUAGAUCUGAUGAAGUUUUAAGGGCAGUGUUUGGGAGUAGCAAGUUGCUUUGGUAAACUACAUUAAUUGUACAAUACAUAGAAAUCUACAUGGUCUUGUUAUAUCCCAGAGAAGAUUAUCUCUGUGGUUAUAAUCAUUGGGUCACCUUAACAGGAAUCAGUUUGAAAGAAAGAAUCUUACAUAAGUUUCGUUGAUGUGAUACUACAGUUGUCAGCCUAUUAUAUAGUAUGAUAGAGAAAUAAGUAUAGCCCCAAGUACUAUUACAUGCAAUAGUAUGUCAAAUAAGACUUAGUUUCAUUAAAUAAUUUCUAACAAUAAAGUGUGAGAAGAAAGGUGUGGUAGUAAUUAUACUGUAUAUUUAAUAGCCUAUAAACUUUCCAUAGUCAAAGAGGAAAGUUGAUAUGAAUUGUUAACUUAUAUUGCUUCAUUUAAUAAAAUGAGUUCCUCUGAAUAUUGACAAGUAAUUUGAUAAUUGAUAAGUUGAAGUCUCUGAAAACGUAUCUUGUCAUAAAUAUUGAAAAACAAACAAAUGGAUUAUCAUUUACACCACGGAACAUUAUUUUUUUCAUAUCAUUUACUUUUUAACAAUCACCAUUUUUUUCUUAUAUAAAUUCAUUAUCAAUGUUCCCAAAAAUAUAAUCAACUUGGACUGUUGUCUGAAUCUGUCAAGAAUGAUAUUCAGUACAACAUAUUCAUAAGAAGUAUAUUGAACAAACAAAUAUUUCGCCCUCAAAUAUAUAAUAAGUCUAAUUUUAUCUUUGUGAUCUUGAUGAUGACAAUGACAAUGAUGAUUUGCUUGUCAAUGAUGAUUUCAAUGCAAGUUCUCCGAAGCAUGAGUGAAUAUUGGAUGUUCAUGUUGUUGUUUUUUUCACAAGAAAGCAAUAACUGCUUGUUUUAGCAUGCAGUUUAUUUUAGUCUCUAGGAGUAACAAUGUUGGUGAGUACUGUGAAUUAUUGUUGUAUGUAUCUGCUACCCAGAAAUGGGAUUGAGAAUUUUAAGAAGAAUACUCUUUGUUUUAUAAUGAGGAGAAGCAAGGUGCACUUGCUUAUUUUAAUGAUAUCCUAGUAAACUAUAGUUUAAUGAAAUGUGUUCCUCUGAAUAUUGACAAAUAAUUUAAUAAUUUAAAAAAAUUGUACCAUGAACAAGCAAAAGCAUAUUAUAUUAAAUAACAAGAAAUAUGAAUGUUGUUAAGGUCAAAAUUCAUAAAAUAUGAACAAAUCAAAUUACAAAACAAGCUACUAAAAACUAAAUGGGGCAAGAAGCCAUACAUGUUCUUCAGAUUCUUCUGAUUAACCUAUAUGACUAACCAACAAGUUAAUUGUACUGUAGAGAGGGAAUAUUGUGAGUACAUUUUACCAUCAAAAGUGAUGUUGAAAGAUGACCUUGGCUUCCAUUCUUCAAAAUGCAUACAUGUUUGACUAUCAAGAAAGAAGAAAGAAGGACAUUGAGAGUGUCAGUUGAUAUAACUUAAACUAUUUUUAUGAAGUAUUUUGAUCAACAUCUUUUUAACACAACACUCUUUAUUACUAAUUUCUAAUGCACCCAGAAAUUGAAACAAAACUAUUCAGCCUCCAGCCAUGUGAAAGGUGUCUAUGUUUUCCUAAAAUACCCAGGAUCUCAGGAAAAAUCCUUAAAAUGGAAUGUGAAUAUUUAGAUUUUGAGUGAAAAAAUGUGAACAUUUGAUUGUUUACUCUAUCAAUUCUAAUUCUGUGCACACCAAUUAAAUUAGUUUUGAACCAUACUCUGUGCGUCACUGCUCUGCAAUAUCAGGCUAACAUCACCAGCAAUAGCAAAGUUCCAAGAAAGAGGCUGCUUACCAUCAAAUUAUUGCUAUUCACAUAUAGUGUUAAGAAAUAACAAUUUUUUUGAUAUUCUUGAUUGAUGAAGUACUGUUGUACAUUGUAUCCGUAUAUACUAUACAGAUAUAUUGUGCAGCAGUAUUUGUGAAGACUCAUUUGGUUAAAAUAUUCAAUUUAUUGCAAUUUUAUAAGAGAGUAGACCACAAAGCAUGUUACUUUUUGGAAAAACAUUUUGUGUUCUUGUUCAGCUGCAUUUUUGCUGCUGCAGAUUACUAGUCCAAUAAAUAAGAAUAUUAAUUCAAACCUGAUGAGUCAGAAGCUCCAAGGCCAAAUGGCUUUCUGAUUCACCUUGUCUGAAAAAUGUUCAUGUUAAUAGUGAUUUGUGUAAUAAAUAUAAAUUUCCAAUAAUAAUUUUUCCAUUAUAACUUGUAAUUGAUGACAAUGGCUUUUAUGGUUUUUCAGAAUGAGAUUGAACAGAUGAUAAGGCUUCAGUUUGGUGGACUGAGUUUAAAUCUGCAAAGUAUUUGGAACGUGUCAUUUUUUAAAGUGGUCUUAUUCUUUGUGUUUUAUUAAAAAAAUUAACAUUUUGACUAUGUUUUUAAAUCACUAGGUCAUUAUUAAAUGUCAAUUCUAAGCAUCUGAAAGUAAAAAAUA
Molecule: messenger RNA, 6133 nt
Organism: Gryllus bimaculatus (two-spotted cricket)
Lineage: Eukaryota; Metazoa; Arthropoda; Insecta; Orthoptera; Gryllidae
Source: the annotation of a GenBank genome assembly